AUGUUACACAUGGCUCCAAAUCUGAAGUUAAGAUUAGGGGUUUCCUUGUUGUUUAUACUGUUGAGCUUUCUUGUAAUUGGAAAUUCGAAUGCGGAAUUAGAAAAUGAAGUUUUGCAUAGUAAGGUAAGAGCUGCUCCACAUAAGGAUGUUGGAUCCGUUGUAAUUGAUGGUACUGGUGUAGAGAAUGCCUAUAAGGUUGAGAAUGGAAAUAAUGUGGUGGGUAAUAAGAAGGGUGGAAGCAAUAGAGUUUCGGUUUCGACGGUUGCGUUAUUUACAUUGGCAAUGGCAGCUGCCACUGGUUUAGGUGCAGUGCCCUUCUUCUUUGUAGAACUUGAUCCGCAAUGGGCUGGGUUGUGUAACGGAAUGGCUGCAGGUGUUAUGUUGGCUGCAAGUUUUGAUUUAAUACAGGAAGGGCAGGAGUAUGGUUCUGGAAGCUGGGUUGUUACUGGAAUUCUAGCUGGUGGAAUCUUUAUUUGGCUAUGUAAGAAGUUUCUUGAGCAAUACGGGGAAGUAAGCAUGUUGGAUUUAAAAGGUGCUGAUGCAACCAAAGUUGUUCUUGUUAUUGGAAUAAUGACUCUUCAUUCUUUUGGGGAGGGAUCUGGGGUUGGGGUCUCCUUUGCUGGCUCAAAGGGUUUUAGUCAAGGCCUGUUGGUAACCUUGGCUAUUGCGGUACACAACAUACCAGAGGGAUUAGCUGUGAGCAUGGUGCUUGCAUCAAGGGGUGUUUCUCCACAGAAUGCUAUGUUAUGGAGCGUAAUUACAUCUCUACCGCAGCCAAUUGUAGCUGUUCCUUCUUUCAUUUGUGCGGAUGCAUUCAGCAAGUUUCUUCCUUUUUGUACGGGAUUUGCUGCUGGAUGCAUGAUUUGGAUGGUUAUUGCUGAAGUACUCCCUGACGCAUUCAAGGAAGCUUCACCUUCGCAGGUUGCAUCAGCUGCAACCCUUUCUGUAGCAUUUAUGGAAGCUCUCAGCACCUUCUUUGAGAACUUCACCCAUGAUUACAACUCUGAGGAUGCUUCUGGCUUCUUUGUUUCAUUACUUUUUGGCCUUGGCCCGUUCCUUGGCGGGAUUUUACUGGUUGCAUUUGCUCUUGCUUUUCAUCUCAAGCACGCUCUUCUCAUGGGCACUGCUUGCGGUAUUGCCUUUGUCCUUGGUGCAUGGCGACCCUUACAGCUUAUUUUGUCUUCAAAAUUGGGACUUAUUCCCGUCACUUCUCUCCUUGCAAUGGGAGCCGCUUUGAUCCACAUGUCUUCUUCUGGUGUAUUGAAGCUUGCUGCUUCAAAAAAAACCUCAGCCCAUAGCUUACCUACAAUCACCGGCUUCCCACUCAGUAUUCACACCCUUCAAUCUUUCAUAUCAUGUGGCACAGUUGCUUUUCACGCUCUGGCCGAAGGACUUGCAUUGGGAGUGGCUGCACCAAAGGCAUAUGGCCUUGGUCGUUAUAUGGUCCUUCCAGUCUCCUUACACGGGCUUCCUCGUGGUGCAGCUGUGGCUAGCUGUAUAUUUGGAGCCACUGAUAGCUGGCAUGGUUCUCUUGCCGCAGCUGCCAUAAUUGGAUUCAUGGGUCCGAUAUCUGCAAUCGGAGCUAUUCUUAGUGGUAUUGAUUAUAGUGGUCUUGAUCACAUUAUGGUUCUUGCCUGUGGGGGAUUAAUCCCUAGCUUUGGCAGUGUAGUUAAGAGAUCGCUUAGUUUGGAUAAACGGAAAAGCACUUUGGGCCUUAUCAUAGGUAUCGGUUUUGCUACUUUAUGUCUAACAUUCACUAGAUUGGUUUGCUUACACACACCAUACUGUAAUUCUGCGCCAGAGGCUGUUAGAUAA
Lathyrus sativus (Indian pea) is the source of this 1815-nucleotide messenger RNA. NCBI's taxonomy places the organism in Eukaryota, Viridiplantae, Streptophyta, Magnoliopsida, Fabales, Fabaceae. The record is from the annotation of a GenBank genome assembly.